AUAUAGCAAGAAUAAUGCUCGGUUAUUACAGAUUCCUCUGUAUCACUUUUCAAUUUAUUAUAGUUAAAUUCAAGUCAUUUCAUUUUAUUUUAGCUCGUUACAGUUCAGUUUAGUAAAUUUCAUUUCUAAAACAUAGCCUAAAAUCUAGUUAAUCUUAUUGUAUUAUUUUUGUUGUUCUUUGAAUCCAAAAUGACUAACUAUAACAGAGUAUGUAUAGAUAGAUUUCCUAUAAAGUUUUAUGUUAAAAAUAAGAUAUUAAAAUAAAGCAAAGAUAAGUUAAAAAAAACAACUAUUAAACUCAUUGUUGAUUUAAAAUGACUUAAACAAAUGACGACUUUUCUAAGCUUGUAGCUAGCUACCAAACAGAUUGAACAUCCUUAGAAGUUUGCACAUAUCCCCCAGUCGUUCAUCCUCUUACUACUCUCCAAAAGAAAAAUAAAUCACCUUUAAAAGUUUGCGAUAAUCUUUACGGUUUAAGAAUAUGGAGAGCUCAAACUCGAACUCGAGCUACAAAAAAAAGCCUCAUGCAAUACUUGUACCACUUCCACUACAAGGCCAUGUCAUCCCAUUCGCUCAGCUAGCCAUCAAGCUAGCUUCCAAAGGUUUCUCCAUCACUUUCAUCAACACCAACCACAUCCACCACCAAAUCACCUUAUCCAACGCCACCGCUUUACAAGAAAGCGGUGGCAAUAUCUUUGUCGGGGCCAGGAACACUUCUGGCCUCGACAUAGAAUAUGUAACGGUUUCGGACGGGUUACCUUUAGAGUUCGAUAGGUCAUUGAAUCAUGACGAGUGGGUUGGGGCAAAUACUUAUACCUUCCGAGCUCAUUUGGAAGUGGCUAUGGCUAAGAUCGUGAGAUCUCGAUCGUCGGUUCGUUGUUGCUUGGUUGCUGAUAGUUACUUUGUUUGGGCGUCGAAGUUGGCUAGCAAGUUUGGAAUGAUUCAUGUUUCGUUUUGGACUGAGCCUGCUAUGGUGCUUGAUAUAUAUUUUCACCGUCACUUGCUUCAGCAAAAUGGCCAUAUUGGACCUGGAUCAAGUUUGCGGAAGGAUAUGAUAGACUACAUACCAGGAAUAAGUUCACUCAAACGGUCAGAUUUGACAUCAUAUCUUCAAGAAGAAGACUUGACAACAAUGCAUCCUCAAUACAAUUUAUCAUCAUUAGACGACACAAAACGAGCCCAAUUUAUACUUGGUAAUACAAUCCAAGAGUUAGAGGCCCAUACCAUUUCAGCUAUUCAGGCCCAUGUUCCAUUCUAUGCAAUUGGGCCUAUAUUUUCACCUGGAUUCACUAAAAGCCCAGUGGCCACUAGUUUAUGGGCCGAGUCAGAUUGCACCCUUUGGUUAGACUCUAAACCUCUUGGCUCAGUUUUAUAUGUUUCAUUUGGUAGCUAUGCACAUCUUAGCAAGGAGGAUAUUGAGGAGAUAGCUAAUGGAAUCAAGCUUAGUGGGGUGAACUUCCUUUGGGUGAUUAGACCGGAUAUGGUGAGUUCUAAUGAUGUGGACCCGCUUCCGGUUGGGUUUAGGGAUGAGGUUCGUGGUCGUGGGAUGAUCGUGACAUGGACUUGUCAGAAAGCGGUGUUAUCUCAUCGUGCAAUAGGAGGGUUUAUAACACAUUGUGGUUGGAACUCGGCAUUAGAGAGUGUAUGGUGUGAAGUUCCAUUACUAUGUUUUCCAUUGUUGACGGAUCAAUUUACUAAUCGUAAACUAAUGGUGGAUGAUUGGAAAAUCGGGUGUAAUCUUUGUGAAGAGAAGUGUGUGACAAAAGAAGAGGUGUUGCUAAAGGUAAAGGAUUUAAUAGGUGGAUCUUUAGGGAAUGAGCUCCGUUGUAGGAUCAAGGAGAUCAAGCAAGAAUUACAAAAUGCAAUGAUGAUAGAUGGAUCUUCGGAGAAAAACAUUGAUAGCUUCAUUAAGGAAUUGAAUAUAGAUAUUGAGAACAAACUUGGUUAAAUUUAUGUAUGAGUUUGAGGAUCAAGUCAAUCUAAAGCUUAAACGGAUGGAAAUUGGAAACUUAUAAUUGAGGCCCAGGAAUAAUAUGUUAUAUACUCUAUCAGAGCGUAAUUGUAAUUUGUCUUUGAAUUUUAUUUUUAUUUCAUUUUUAUUUUUUGUUUAUUUCUAUU
Chenopodium quinoa (quinoa) is the source of this 2118-nucleotide messenger RNA. RefSeq names its product UDP-glycosyltransferase 86A1-like. The transcript has 2 exons. NCBI's taxonomy places the organism in Eukaryota, Viridiplantae, Streptophyta, Magnoliopsida, Caryophyllales, Amaranthaceae. Bases 482 to 1948 code for a protein of 488 amino acids. The record is from RefSeq and is a predicted model, not a curated record. Gene Ontology annotation, molecular function: UDP-glycosyltransferase activity.